Molecule: messenger RNA, 3566 nt
Organism: Mercenaria mercenaria
Lineage: Eukaryota; Metazoa; Mollusca; Bivalvia; Venerida; Veneridae
Exons: 5
Coding region: 124-1524 (466 amino acids)
Biological process (GO): fructose 1,6-bisphosphate metabolic process; positive regulation of DNA repair; fructose 2,6-bisphosphate metabolic process
Cellular component (GO): cytosol
Molecular function (GO): fructose-2,6-bisphosphate 2-phosphatase activity
Source: RefSeq, a predicted model, not a curated record
UACGGACAGUCUGUCUACAAACAAAAUGUCGGCGGCUGGGGGCGAAAACAACAGGGGAACCCUAAUGAAUGUUAUUUCUAUUCAUUUACUCUGCUGAUUCGUUGCAGGAGCAAUCGAGAAACAAUGGUGCUAUUUUCGCUGACGUUUGUUAGACAUGGAGAAACAUUAUAUAACAGAAGGAACAUAAUUCAAGGACAAAGUGACAUACCAUUGUCUUCUCUGGGAGAGAAACAGGCACAGCUGGUUGCAGAGCGGCUUCAGAAUGAAAGAUUUACACACAUAUUCUCGAGUGAUCUCUCCAGAGCACAUGAGACAGCCAAAGCAAUCUCUGAUUGUAACAGAGUUUGUAGAUGUGACAUAACGCUAGAUAGAAGGCUUCGUGAAAGGAGGUUUGGAUCAGCUGAGGGCAAGACCUCUAAGGAGUUACUUUUGUCUGCUAAGAAAGCAAAGAGACGUUACACUGACUACACUCCUCCUGGAGCAGAAUCUGUUGCACAGGUGCAAGAGAGAGCACAGUUGUUUUUCAAAGAUCUAUGUAAGAUUUGCAUGAGUUUGUCGGAAUGCAAUGACUUGAUGUAUACACCGGCAAAAAUAAAGCGUCGUCAUGGAGGCAGUCUAGGGAGAAACAGUCGGCAUAGCAAACGUCUACAAAUAAAUGGCCGAAGUCAGUCAUUUUGUGGCUCUGGAAAUGUUCAAAAUUUCAUAAAUGAGAUAAAUUGGACAUCUGACUUUGAUGAUGAUGAUGAAAAUGAGAAUAAUUUCAACGAGAAUUUUUGCAAACACAGUGAUUUCGCAUCUAUGCAAGCUAGUGAAAGCUCAGAGUUUACAGCAAAAGUUAUUGAAGAUUAUCAAUAUCGUGAAUGUUUCCCAAGUAGUUCGGAAGACUCUAAUUUAAGUGGCAGUGAUCUCAAAUCAAAUGGCAGUUCCAAAUCAGAUGGUUUAAGUAAUUCAGAGACAGAUGACUCGUCAUUAUCAUCGUCAUCUUCGUUCAAUCAAACUGGUACAGAAUCUGACAGUACAUUACCUGAAAAUAUUACACAUACUGUGCAAAGUAUCGAUUGUGAAAUCCAGACUGAACCGCUUUAUCACCGGCGUACAUUUCAAUCACCAAGUCCAAAGAAACGUGUUGCAAAGGACUUGAUAAGUAGUACAGACUCUUGUCUCUGUCCGAACAUUUCGCUGUCGCCCUCUACACACCGUCUCUCAAGUAUAUCUAGCAUUAGCUCAGGAAGAAAUAGCAGUUUCGACGACAUUGAUGCACUGCCAACAACAUUAGCAGAUAUACUAGUAGUUAGUCAUGGUGGUUUUAUCAAAGAGACGAUGAAAUAUUUCGUUGAUACUUUGGGUUGCAGUGUACCUGGCGUGAAGGGACAUGCACUUAAAGUUUGUCCAAAUUGUAGCAUAUCUAAGUUUACAAUCACUUUGGAUGAAGAUACUUUCAAACCAUCAUUGACUUGUGUAACAAUUCAUGAUAAAGAUCAUCUUGCAGGCUUAGAGGUACCUGAUGCAAAGGGAAUAUACUGAGAUAGGAACGGAUGCAAAGGGAGGUUACUGAGAUGUAUACUAAUUUUCAUUUUGUGCCAGAUUCAGUAUGUAAAUUGUGAUUGUUAAUAAUAAGGCAAACUUUUGUUUAUUCAUCUUUGUGCUAGUUCACAUUGUAAUUUUAAGAAUUUGUUGGGUUAUCAUGUUUUGUCUAUGUGAUUUUUCAAGCUUCAAGAAUCUCUUGGUUUUUAAUUGUUUGUUUCCCCUAAUUUCUGCACACAAGAUAAGUUCCCACAUGUUCUUACCAUAACAAAAAACAUAUAAGCAUAAUUUUAGAUGCCUGGAAGAUGGGUACGAUUUGUAUAUCAUAAAGAGGACAUAUUCUUUUCAGUUUUAACCAUGUAUCUAGAGAUUUACUUAGUAAGUAUGAAAUGUGUCUACUAUAUAAUGUAUUCUGUUUUUAUGAAUUUUCUGUGAUACAGAAAUGAUGUAAUUAUUUAUUUAAUUAUUCUAAAAAUAUUUCUGUAAUGUCAAGAGAAGAAAAAGCACAGUUAUGCUUAAUACUUUGGUUAUAGAUGUAUAUAUGUGCUUAAAAUGGUAAUUUCACAAUAUCGGCAAUUUUGUUAUUUUUAGCUCACCUGAGCAAUGCUCAGGUGUGUUUUUGUGAUUGCUCGAUGUCUGGCGUCUGUCAACAUUUAGCUUGUGUAUGCGAUAGAGGCUGUAUUUUUCAACUGAUCUUCAUGAAAUUUGGUCAGAAUGAUAACCUUGAUAAAAUCUAGGCCGAGUUCGAAAAUUGGUCUUCUGGGGUCAAAAACUAGGUCACUAGGUCAAAUCAAAGAAAAACCUUGUGUAUGCGAUAGAGGCUGUAUUUUUUGAUUGAUCUUCAUGAAUUUUGGUCAGAAUGAUUACCUUGAUAAAAUCUAGGCAAAGUUUGAAAAUGGGUCAUCUGGGUCAGUAGGUCAAAUCAAAGAAAAAACUUGUGUAUGCGAUAGAGGCUGUAUUUUUCAAUCGAUCUUCAUGAAUUUUGGUCAGAAUGAUUACCUUGAUAAAAUCUAGGCCAAGUUCGAAAAAGGGGUCAUCUGGCGUCAAAAACUAGGUCACUAGGUCAAAUCAAAGAAAAACAUUGUGUAUGCGAUAAAGGCUGUAUUUUUUAAUUGAUCUUCAUGAAAUUUGGUCGGAAUGAUUGCCUUGAUUAAAUCUAGGUCAAGUUUGAAAAUGAGUCAUCUGAGAUCAAAAACUAGGUCACUAGGUCAAAUCAAAGAAAAAACUUCUGUAUGCGAUAGAGGCUGUAUUUUUCAAUCGAUCUUCAUGAAAUUUGGUCAGAAUGAUUGCCUUGAUGAAAUCUAGGUUGAGUUUGAAUAUGGGUCAUCUGAGGUCAAAAAGUAGUUCACUAGGUCAAAUCAAAGAAAAACCUUGUGUAUGCGAUAGAGGCAGUAUUUUUCAAUCGAUCUUCAUGAAAUUUUGUCAAUGAUUGCCUAAAAUCUAGGUCAAGUUCGAAUAUGGGUCAUCUGGGGUCAAAAAUUGGGUCACUAGGUCAUAUCUAAGAAAAUACUUGUUUAUACUCAAGAGACCACAUUUUUAGUCCAAUGGUAAUGAAAAUGGCCAAAAUAUUUGUUUCCAUGAAGUCACUAGGUUAAACAUGUUUACACUGUUAUAGUGUGUUUCUCAGGUGAGCGACCUAGGGCCAUCUUGGCCCUCUUGUUUGCGUUAAUGUUUUGCGUUAAUAUGUUUGAAUCAAAGUCUAUUGUAAAAUUCUUAAUAGUUUCCUUUUUAACAUGAUUCAUUGAAAAUAUAAACAUGAAAUCAUGUGGCCACAUAUUAAGGAAGUCAAAUGUUAAUUGUUAUGAAAGAAGUACCGAGUUUUUCCAUGCAUUGCAGACUUACAUGGAUUUCAUUAAAUGAAGUUAUUAUCUGAAUUGGAAACAAAGAACUUUUUGUUUUGCUGUCACAUGAUUGUUUUUAGUGAUGGUAACAGAAAGUUGCUUGUUCUUGAAAUGUUUUUACUGUGUAUGGUUUGAAUUUAUGGAAGAAAAUUAUAAGACAGUAUAUUUAUAUGUUUGAAUUAAAUAGUUAAAACACCUGAA